AUGGUUCUACGGGACAGUUUGGGUAAGAUCAUUUUCUCAUCAUGCAGAGAACUGAGAGCAUGUGCAGAACCUUUAGAAGCCGAACUUCUAUCCUGCCUGGAAGGUUUGAACCUUGCCUUGCAGUGGACGCAGCUACCUAUUGAAGUGGAGACAGACUGUCGUGUUGCUCUUAAGAUGAUCACAGCAGUGGACAGAGAUCGAUCCCGUUACUCCAUGCUGGUUGAUCAGAUCAGGAGGCUUAUGUCGGAAGGGAGAGUAGUUAAGCUAGCUCAUAUUUGUAGGGAGCAGAAUAGCAUCAGUCAUUAUCUAGCUAGCUUUGGUAGAACUGAAUGCCGCACGGUUGUAUGGCUGGGGUCGGGGCCAGGCAAUGUCCCUGAUCUAUGUAAGACUGAUUAUGCUCUUGACUGA
Triticum turgidum subsp. durum (durum wheat) is the source of this 408-nucleotide messenger RNA. The record is from the annotation of a GenBank genome assembly. NCBI's taxonomy places the organism in Eukaryota, Viridiplantae, Streptophyta, Magnoliopsida, Poales, Poaceae.